AGAAGAAGGAGGCGCUCAUCAAAACAAAGAGGAGUAUCAUUACGUUUCGUACAGAGAAACAAAGAAAGAAAGAAAAAGGCUUGAUGGAUGCUGGAGAGAUGAUUUAAAGUCCAACAACACAACUACACAACUACACAACAACACAACCCUGGUGAGUGAUCCCUGGUGUUUCUGAGGGUCAGUCCUGACCCAGGUCACAGGGACCUCCUGCAGCAUGGCGGAGCUGCUGGGACAAAGGAGCUUGUUAGGUUUUGGUGUGCUGCUGGCGUGGCUGCUGCUGUUUCACCUGCUGGUGAACAUCUGGCUCCUGUGCGUGUUCACCAGCCUGCUGCUGGUGCUGGGAGGCUGGUUCGGCUCGCAGGCCAUCCUGGAGUCCAACAGCCUGAUCCACCUGGAACGGUUCAUCCCACUGGAACAGGUUCAGACGUCUGCAGAAGAUGAACAGCGUUUGGACCAAGAGAUCCACAACACCGUGGGAAAAAUCGUAAAGGAUUUCGUCACCUCGUGGUACUCGACUGUGUCCUCACAGAGCUGCUUUCAAACAGAUGUUCAGGAAGCCAUGAUCUCCGUGGCCAUGGAGCUCAAACAGCGUGCGAGACGUGUCGACCAGCUGGAAGUGACAGAAAAAGUGCUGAACCUGCUGGGCAGCCAUGUGCAGGACUACCUCAGAGCCAAGGAGCUGGUGACAGGAACAUGUCAGAAGGACAGUGAGCAGCUGUGGAAAGCAUAUUCCAGCCUCAGCAGCCCUCACCUGGUCAUGAGCAGCGAUGCAGCAGAGCUGAACUACGUCAGAGCUGUUGUUGACGUGUUGCUCCAUGUUCUGGUUCCAUCACCUCAUUUAGAAACCCACACAGGACGCUUUGUUGUUGGAGAGCUCAUCACCUGCAAUGUUCUUCUCCCUUUUGUUGAUAAACUGUCUGACCCUGACUGGUUGAACCUCCUGAUAAUUGAAAUCCUUGGUAAGUCCAGCACAGCACAGGAAAACACAACAACAGAGACACAAUCCUUACUUUCACAACCUUCUGAGACAGAGACAGCUUUCCCCCAAGAGGUAGCACAUGUGCCUCAGACAGAUGAUGAAGUUCCUCUUCAAAGAGCAGAGGUUAAUCACACAGAUGUAGCUCCUGACCUCCCUGCCUGUGAUGGGACUGACUCUGAGGACGUGGACUUUCCACAGACGUUUGCUGAAGAAGAUGAAUCCACUGAGCCGUAUUUAAGACACUAUAUAAGAGCAGGAAAGAUGAACCCAUUUUAUCAGGAAAAUGAUUCUGACCUGGACUCUCCGUUGGCUGACUACAAGCAAAGUUCUCCUGAUUCGCUGCUCAUGGUGGCUCAAGAAGAGAGAGACUGUGCCUCAACUGCUGAGAGCAACAACUGGUUGGACUCAGAAGAUGUUUGCUCCAGUCCAGUGGAUGGCUCAUGCCCUAAAGUCUUGGUCAGUUCAGUGCUCGUUGAGCAUCCUAAUGAUAGUGGCAUCUCAUCGGUUAGGACAGCAGAGGGGCUUUACAGUAUCAGUAGUCUCCAGGACCUGGACAGAGACAGCAGUUCUUCUGCAGUCAACCCAAACAGAGAGCUUCUUCUGGGCGUAGACCAUGCCAAUGAGCUGGCCAUCACCAGUCCACUGCAGGGCUGCUCUCCCCUGUCCACGUUUAGUUUUGAGCCCCUCAGCAGCCCCGAAGGACCGGUCAUCAUCCAGAACCUCCGCAUCACCGGCACCAUCACUGCCAAGGAGCACCGUGGCACCGGCUCACACCCAUACACACUUUAUACCAUCAAGUAUGAAACAUCAGUGGGUUGUGAUGAUUUCGAGGCAGCAGGCGGUGAGACUCCACCAUCCAUCCAGCCUGUAGCCUAUCACAUGGUCAACAGACGGUACAGUGAGUUCCUCAACCUGCAGACUCGCCUCGAAGAAAAAACUGAUCUGAGAAAACUCAUCAAGGGUGUGAAAGGUCCAAAGAAAUUAUUUCCCGACAUGCCGUUUGGAAACAUGGACAGUGAGAAAAUCGAGGCCAGGAAAGGGCUGCUUGAGACCUUCCUAAAGCAUCUAUGUGCCAUCCCAGAAAUAGCCAACAGUGAGGAGAUGCAGGAGUUCCUUGCUCUGAAUACAGAUGCCAGGAUUGCCUUUGUGAAGAAGCCUUUCAUUGUGUCACGUAUAGAUAAGAUUGUGGUGAAUGCCAUUGUGGGGACUCUGAAGACUGCAUUUCCUCGUUCAGAACCACAGAGCCCCACAGAGGAGAAUGAAGGAGAAACAGAUGGAGCCAAAAUAAGUAUGGAUAAGAAAAGCAAGUCUCGGCUGAAACUCAAUAGUAAAAAUGUCCCUUUUUUGAAUGGCUCAGACAUAAGACCACCUGUUUUGUUUGAUUGUGACCAAAACAACACAGUGAUGAAUGGGAUGUCUCUGGGAGAUCUACAGACCUUCAUCACAGAACAGGAAAAGCUGUCAGUUGGAAAGAUAGCAGAGAGGGAGGACAUUUUAGAUUUAGAACAACAUGUGGGCUUCAUGGAUCCUGACAUGGCAGCAAAUCAGAGUCAGGAACACGAUGGCUUGAUGUAAGUGUAUUCAACCUGACCAGUACCAGGUACUGGGUGGUGUACCUGCAGGUCAUACAGGAAGCUGUGUGGCCAGGAGGAUGUUUGCCGACCGCCCCUCCACUGAAACGCAGCCAGCAGCAGAAGGACUGCACCAGGCAGCAGGCUUUAGACUGCCUGAUGAACCUGUUACCAGAUUUGGUGUCUGACAUGUUGGGUUCAGAGAAGUACAAACAGAGCUGGCAGACUGCCCUGGACUCGUUUCAGAACCCCUACAUUAACAGGCACUUGGUCUACUGCUUAUUUGAUCUUCUGUUGGACUUCCUGGUUCCUGAAUUAGCAGAGGAGAGCUUCCAGAGGAGCCUUCUGCAGAGCCUCUAUAAGAACCCAGAGAAGCUGAUGGGCUGAGGAGACGAGUCAGAAUCACACAUCCAGACACAGUUUCACCUGGAUUACUGAGAUGCAUCAGGACAUCCAGACACAGUGUUUGUCUUCCUUCAUCCAAGCUGAGGUUUUUACUGUUAAUGAAGACAAACAGUGCAGACUGCAGCCAGGCUGCUGCUCUACUGAUACAAGUAGAGGCUUACCAGAGUCACUAUGUCCUGUACAGUGUCAUACUUUAAACUCACACACACACACACACACACACACACACACACACACACACACACACACAC
Messenger RNA from Austrofundulus limnaeus, 3206 nucleotides. RefSeq names its product sorting nexin 19b (gene snx19b). The record is from RefSeq and is a predicted model, not a curated record. Gene Ontology annotation, cellular component: intracellular membrane-bounded organelle. Gene Ontology annotation, molecular function: phosphatidylinositol binding. Lineage: Eukaryota; Metazoa; Chordata; Actinopteri; Cyprinodontiformes; Rivulidae.